This is a messenger RNA of Tetranychus urticae (two-spotted spider mite), 924 nucleotides long. RefSeq lists its product as uncharacterized. NCBI's taxonomy places the organism in Eukaryota, Metazoa, Arthropoda, Arachnida, Trombidiformes, Tetranychidae. The record is from RefSeq and is a predicted model, not a curated record.
CUUUUGUCCAUUUGUUUUGUUUAUUUCAAUCCAAAAAACUUAACCCUUAUUUCUAUUCUUUUACCUUAUUUUUGAAAUGGAUGGAAAUGAUAAUAAUUUUGAUAAAGUUACAAUAAGAGUUAAAAUAUCGGAUGAUGAUUACCUUGAUAUGCUUUUCGAUUGGUCAAAGAUCCAUACAUAUGAUAUGGAUAAAGCAAUAUUUGAACAGCUUUCAACGUUCACAGGGAUACAAAUUGAAGCAGUAGGAUCUAUUACUUUGUUGAAUUAUCGUUAUCCAGAUAGUCUGAGUUUCCAGCGUACUAUAAACAACCCAUGCUCGGAUAAACGGUGUUUUCGCAGGGUACCUUAUAAACCAGUCGGUCCCCAUCAUUAUUCAAUUCAAGAACGAUUUUCGAUGAGAGAUGGUGAUUACUAUCGACUAACGGCAUCUGCAAGACUUGACCCUGAUUUGGAUAACAUUUUCGUUAGAUAUGGAUUAUUGCAUCAAGAUUUGGUUGAUGAAACUGAAUGUAACAGAAGAUUUUGCCAUUCAAAAGGUAGCAGAGUCUUUUUGGAUAAAUUAGCGAAAGUGGUUAAUUCUGAUAUCGAUACAUAUCUGAGUAAUUUACCUGAUCGUCCAAGACCUAAUGUUAUACCAUUUGAAGGUACUGAAGCCCUAUUUUAUGAUGACGAAUGGCAGGAUAGACAUGAUUUGAAGGUACAGGAUAUAUGCAGGGAUUUGAAUAUUGGACAAUAUUUGUUAUCUUCUUGUCCUGUAAAUUCUUAUCACGAUACAAUGCAAAGACGCUUUCCUCGUCUCUAUUGUAGGAAUCGAGGCUGAUCGACUCUGUUUGAUUGGACCAAAUUGUCAAUCCAUUUUAAUAAAUAUGUCAUGAUUAUCAUCGAUCUCAUUAACAAGAUAUGUAUUUGACAAUCAAUAAUAUA